GCUUCCACUGGCAGAUCUUGUGGGUAGAGGGGUGGUGGAAAGUCAUUUUAGUCUGAAAACUAUUUGAUCUCUUCUCAUAAAAUAAACAGGAGCUGGGUUUUCUCACUUAAAGCACACGUUUUGAUUUUUGCAAAAAAAAUGGAAAAUAUGAACUUGGAGCCCGUUGACAUGGACCUGACAUGUGAUUUUUCUGUCAGCAGUCCUCCGUUCCAACAGAGCGCGGUGUCAGGUGGGGCUGAGCAGCAGAUGAUGCAAAUUCACCUCAGAGUCCGACCCUUUUCAAAAGAGGAGCUGGCUGCUAAUGAGGAUCAGGACUGCGUUGUGAUCGAAGACGACCAGACGGUGACCCUGAACGCACCCAAGGGCUCUGCCAACAUGAAGAGCAGUGAGAAGGGAGUUGGCUUUUCAAUCCACAAAUUCUCCUUCUCAAAGGUUUAUGGACCACAGACGACGCAAAGCGAGCUGUUCAAGGACACGGUGAGAAGCCAAGUGUUGGAUUUCUUGGAAGGGAAAAAUGCUUUGAUAUUCAGCUAUGGCGUCACAAAUGCUGGGAAAACCUUCACAAUCCAAGGAACUCAGAAGGAUCCGGGGAUCCUUCCGCGAGUGCUGGAGGCGACGUUUGAGCACAUCGGAGGUCAUCAGUACGAGGGCAUGGACCUGAAACCCUUCAUGAGGAACGGCGCACAGCGGCUGGACCCUGACCAAGUCAAGCAGGAGAGGGCCGCUAGAUCAGCCAUUCUUGCUUCGUCCAGAGAAGAAUGUGAUCAUCAAAGAGCCAGCAGUAGCUCAGAGCCGCUCAUCUCCUCUGACGGCGGCUCUUCAUCGCUCUCUUCAUCCGACGAUCCAUCAGUGUUCUCCAGCAACCCGGCAGAAGCCGCCGGCGACCAGUUCGCCCUGUGGGUGGCGUUCUUCGAGAUCUACAACGAGUGCGUGUAUGACCUCCUCCAGCCGUCCCUGUCCAGGAAGCGCUCCACUCUUCGUGUGUGUGACGACGGAGCCGGAAACGCUCACGUGAAAGACCUCAGGUGGGUCAACAUCCAGAAUCUGAGCGAAGCCAACAAGCUGCUCCAGAUUGGGAAUAAAAACCGAAGCGCUGCAGCCACCAAGCUGAACGAGUCCUCCAGCAGAAGCCACAGCAUAUUCACCUUGAAGUUACUGACCAUUGCGGAACGAACGGUGAAAAGGAUUUCUGAGUUCUCCCUCUGCGACCUGGCGGGUUCGGAAAGAUGCAACAAAACGAAGACCUUUGGAGACCGACUAAAGGAGGCCAGGAGUAUCAACAACUCCCUCCUUAUUUUGGGGAAAUGCAUCAGCGCGCUCCGAAACAGUCAGACUGACAGAACGAAGGUCGGCUGCAUUCCUUUUCGGGAAAGCAAGCUCACCAAGCUCUUCCAGGCCUUCUUCUGCGGCAAAGGAAGAGCCUCCAUGAUCGUCAACAUCAACCAAUGCGCGUCCACCUACGACGAGACCCUCCACGUUAUGAAGUUCUCCGCGGUCGCCAAACAGGUGGUGCAGGUGAUCCCGGACAAGCGUGUGGAGUCUCCGGCCCCUUUCCUGGUUGGUCGGGAUGGGAAGCCCCUGUUGAGGAACGGCGUGAUGGACAAUCAGGCGCUAGAGAGCUACUUGUCUGAAGACGAGCUGCUUGAUGAAGAGGAUGAGGCGGACAUGUCUGUGCUGCCGACGAAUGAGCUUCUGAACAUAAUCGAGAACCUACAAACGAAACUUCUUGCCGAGCGGAGGAAGAACCUGGUGAAGGAAAUGGAAAUCCGUAAAGAGAUGGGGGACGCCAUGUUGCAGCAGUUCUUUGAAAGCGAAGAACUUCGCCUUCGGCAGAUUGAGGAGGUGAAAGAGAUGGAGGCCGAAAAACUGGAGAAAACGUUUGAGAUGUUCCGGGAAGCGGUCAAGGAGCACGCUUACCAGUGCGCCAUGAACGACCUGGAGGACGACUACGUCCCGCUUGACGAGUUCACCGCUGAACAGGAGGAAGCUGAGGCCCUCCGGCGUAAAGUGUCAGAGUUGGAGGAAUUGUUGUCCAGCAAUAGAGGCGCGGCGCCGGUUCCAGCAGUGGAGAAGUGGUGCCAAACAGAACCGUCUCCAGAGGCAGCAGAUGAUCGAUGCAAACGUCUUUACCAGGAGAAAUGUGUCCUUGAGAGGGCGUGUGAGGAUAAGCAACAGUUGGUUUUAUCUUUAGAGAAGAGGCUGAUCGAUCUAAGUCAAACUCUGGAAGAUGUCAGGGAUAGUUUUCUGGUGAAAUCGGAUGAGGUGGAGGCUCUGCAGAGAGAGGCUGCCCAACAGUCCAAAUCCAUGGAAGACGUCCUGCGGCAGAAUGCUGAAAAGGACAAGGAGAUCGCCUCGCUGACGACUCAGAUUGAAAAGCUCUCCCAGAGCCUCCCCGAACAGCCCAAGGCCAAGAGAGGCCUUCUGGCCAACAUCAAGAUGGCCGUCGCAUCACCUCGGAAGGGAACGCCCAGCCGCAGUCUCAGGAAAACUCCAAAGACUCCCCAAAAGUGAAGAGCCCAGCGUCUGUGCUUUCUACAACUGGUUUUAGGAAAUGGACUUUGUUUUUAGAUGAGCAGCAAAAUGUGGGAGUUUCUUUAAGAACGUCUCUACAGAACUCCUAAAAUUUUAUUUCCAGAUGGUUUUAUUUUUGCAUUUUAAAUUGUUAAUAAAAUUCUAUUGUUGA
Fundulus heteroclitus (mummichog) is the source of this 2683-nucleotide messenger RNA. Its product is annotated as KISc_KIF23_like and GBP_C domain-containing protein. Lineage: Eukaryota; Metazoa; Chordata; Actinopteri; Cyprinodontiformes; Fundulidae. The record is from RefSeq and is a predicted model, not a curated record. The transcript has 18 exons. Gene Ontology annotation, cellular component: kinesin complex; nucleus; microtubule. Gene Ontology annotation, molecular function: microtubule motor activity; microtubule binding; ATP hydrolysis activity. Gene Ontology annotation, biological process: microtubule-based movement. The coding region runs from base 139 to 2511 and encodes 790 amino acids.